Messenger RNA from Anisakis simplex (herring worm), 462 nucleotides. Lineage: Eukaryota; Metazoa; Nematoda; Chromadorea; Rhabditida; Anisakidae. The record is from the annotation of a GenBank genome assembly.
AUGGGAACUGGACUGGGUAGGGGGCAUUUCCCGGGUAAAGCGGAGGGAUUCACUGAAUUCCCACCGGGUAGGCAAGAAGCUUUGGGUGAGCGGAUGACAUCCUGUGCAGUCUUAAUACGCAAUGCUUUGCGCUUAGCAUGUUGUUGCAGUUGCAAUUGCAAUCGAAGUUGUAAAAAUUUGACGUUGCAUUAUUUGAAGAUUUAUUUUAUGUGGUUAAUCUAUCGCAUUAAAUCUGAAUCUGGCAAUCCGCUUAAGACUCGUACGGGUAUGGCCAUGCACUCAAAGCUGACCGCUUACAUUGGCUUGUCAGAUGAAGUGAUGAUGAGUGUGGUGCGUGCCGGUUCUAUGCGUUCCGAACGCUUCUAUUCGAUGGGCUCCCGAGUGGGCGGCGGCGGCGGCGGCCGCCAACUUCGAACCACGCCCCCAGCUGCGCUCAUUGCUCCGCCUCCUGCCCAGUUGAGC